GCAAGAUAAAGCCUGUGACGACGUGUAAGAACAUCUGCGAAAUCAGUCACAGCCAUUCAGUGCAAGUUCCCGCCCAGCACAGAAAGCACGCACAUUUUUACUGUGAUGGUUCCCGUACUCGGCUACUGGAACGUCAGGUCCCUGGGACAACCUAUCCGCAACUUGCUCAUCUACAAGGGAGUCGAGUUCGAGGACAAACAGUACGAAAUUGGUCGCCCGCCCGACUACGGCAGCACCGCCUGGCUCAAGGAAAAGUCCACGCUCAGCCUCACGUUCCCCGACCUUCCGUACUACAUCGACGACGACGUUAGGCUGACCCAGAGCUUGGCCAUCCUCCGCUACCUGGGACGAAAGCAUGACCUGGCUGCCAGGAAUGAGCAGGAGACCGCAGAACUGGACGUGAUCGAGCAGCAGGCCCGGGACCUGUGCCUCAAGCUGAUCAAUGCGGCCACGCCGAAACCUAAGGACGAGUACGGUCUCGACUCGUACUCCAAGAAGGUGGUCGAUGUCCUGGAGCCCUGGGACCACUUCCUAGCCGUCAGGAAGUGGACGAUGGGGGACAGGUUGACAUACGUGGACUUCCUGCUCUACGAAGGGCUCGACUGGCACCGACAGUUCAAACCAUGGGUUGUGCAAGGCUACAUGAACAUCGUGGAGUAUCUGAAGAGGUUCGAGCAGCUCCCCAACAUCGAGGACUAUUUCACUUCGGACCGCUAUAAAAUAUGGCCUAUCCUGGGCCCCAUGAGGACGUGGGGCUACAAGAAGUGUUCCAAGUGAGACGCGUAGGCUGUUGUAACUGUUUGCUUCCAAAAUAAAGUGCUCCGGUAUAUUCUUCGUCAA
Dermacentor albipictus is the source of this 840-nucleotide messenger RNA. RefSeq names its product glutathione S-transferase Mu 1-like. Lineage: Eukaryota; Metazoa; Arthropoda; Arachnida; Ixodida; Ixodidae. Gene Ontology annotation, molecular function: glutathione transferase activity. The record is from RefSeq and is a predicted model, not a curated record. Gene Ontology annotation, biological process: glutathione metabolic process.